AGAGGAGGAGAAAAGAGAAUUAGGGUUUAAGGGCGGGGAAAGAAGAAGAAGAAGAAGAAGAUGAAGCAGGUGGUGGGAGUGGUGGUGUCGAACAAAAUGCAGAAGUCGGUGGUGGUGGCCGUCGACAGGCUCUUCCAUCACUCGCUCUUCAAUCGUUAUGUCAAGCGCACUUCCAAGUUUAUGGCUCACGACGAGCACAAUCUCUGCAACAUCGGCGAUCGAGUGAGAUUGGACCCUUUUCGGCCUCUGAGCAAGCGCAAGCAUUGGGUCGUCGCUGAGAUUCUCAAGAAAGCUCGCAUCUACGUCCCCAAUAACAACUCUUCUUCUUCUUCAGCCUCCGUCGAUGCCCGGCCUCCUCCGCCUUCUUCUUCCUCCUGAUUCCUCAAUCGCACCAUCCCCCAAUCUUAUGAAACUUUGUGCUGAAAUACACUGCCGAAGAAGACAUUGCAUCUUUUACUCAUCAUAUUCAUAGGAGGAAGCAGAUCCCAGGAAUUCUUUGCAACACAACAUGUUCAUUUAAGGUCUGAUGAUCUGCUGCUGUAUUGUAAUUGUUGCGUUGUUCGAACAAGUUCAUUGUUUUCAGCAUUUCCUUUAUUUGUAUGGUCUAAAAGGAUUUUUUUAAAAUACUUGAUCUUUAUAAAGAGAAGGAGAGAAAUUCCACA
Morus notabilis is the source of this 662-nucleotide messenger RNA. Its product is annotated as 30S ribosomal protein S17. The transcript is spliced from 3 exons. Bases 61 to 378 code for a protein of 105 amino acids. Gene Ontology annotation, molecular function: structural constituent of ribosome. Lineage: Eukaryota; Viridiplantae; Streptophyta; Magnoliopsida; Rosales; Moraceae. Gene Ontology annotation, cellular component: ribosome. Gene Ontology annotation, biological process: translation. The record is from RefSeq and is a predicted model, not a curated record.